Molecule: messenger RNA, 5406 nt
Organism: Apus apus (common swift)
Lineage: Eukaryota; Metazoa; Chordata; Aves; Apodiformes; Apodidae
Gene: SELENOO
Product: selenoprotein O
Exons: 9
Source: RefSeq, a predicted model, not a curated record
AUGGCAGCGGCGCUGCGCGCCCGGCUCCGCUCGCCUCUGCUGCCGCGGCCCGCGGGGCUCGGGUGCCGGCCCGGCUCGCUGGGAGCCGCCAUGCAGCAGCCCCUGGCUGCCCCGGGCGGCCCCGCGGGCGGCCGGCCCUGGCUGGGCGCGCUGCGCUUCGACAACCUGGCGCUGCGCUCGCUGCCGGUGGACGCCUCGGAGGACGCGGGGCCGCGGGCCGUGCCCGGCGCCUGCUUCUGCCGAGUGCGGCCCAGCCCGCUGCAGGGCCCGCGGCUCGUGGCCAUGUCGCUGCCGGCGCUGGCGCUGCUGGGGCUGGAGGCGCCCGCGGCCGGUCGGGAGGCGGAAGCGGAGGCCGAGGCGGCCCUGUACUUCAGCGGGAACCGGCUGCUGGCGGGCUCGGAGCCGGCCGCGCACUGCUACUGCGGGCACCAGUUCGGCAGCUUCGCGGGGCAGCUGGGGGACGGCGCCGCCAUGUACCUGGGCGAGGUGCUGGGCCCGCGGGGAGAGCGCUGGGAGAUGCAGCUGAAGGGCGCCGGCCUCACCCCCUUCUCUCGACAAGCUGAUGGCCGGAAGGUCCUGCGGUCCAGCAUACGGGAGUUCCUGUGCAGUGAGGCCAUGUUUCACCUGGGAAUACCAACAACGAGGGCUGGCACGUGUGUGACAUCUGACUCAAAAGUUGUCCGUGACAUAUUUUAUGAUGGGAAUCCAAAAAGUGAAAGGUGUACAGUUGUUCUGAGAAUAGCUUCUACGUUUAUAAGAUUUGGUUCUUUUGAAAUUUUUAAGCCUCCUGAUGAAUACACAGGACGCAAGGGUCCCAGUGUUAACCGAAAUGAUAUUCGGAUACAGAUGCUUGAUUAUGUGAUCAGCACUUUCUAUCCAGAAAUCCAGGAGGCUUAUUCAGACAACAGUAUUCAGAGGAAUGCUGCUUUCUUCAAAGAGAUAACAAAACGGACAGCGAGACUGGUUGCUGAGUGGCAGUGUGUUGGGUUUUGCCAUGGGGUGCUGAACACAGACAACAUGAGCAUCGUUGGACUGACCAUUGACUACGGCCCUUUUGGGUUUAUGGACAGAUAUGACCCUGAGCACAUUUGCAAUGGUUCUGAUAAUACAGGGCGAUAUGCUUACAACAAGCAGCCAGAGAUUUGCAAGUGGAACCUGGGGAAGCUGGCUGAAGCUCUAGUUCCAGAACUGCCCUUGGAAAUAAGUGAACUCAUCCUGGAGGAGGAAUAUGAUGCAGAAUAUGAAAAAUAUUAUUUGCAGAAGAUGAGGAAGAAACUAGGCCUAAUCCAGCUGGAAUUAGAAGAAGACAGUAAAUUGGUAUCUGAGCUCCUCGAAACCAUGCAUCUCACAGGUGGAGACUUCACAAAUAUUUUCUUUUUGCUGAGUUCAUUCACAGUGGACUCUGGUCCUUCAGAACUGGAAGAUUUCUUAGAAAAGCUUACAAGUCAGUGUGCCUCUGUGGAAGAACUGAAAAUUGCUUUCAAACCACAGAUGGAUCCAAGACAACUGUCAAUGAUGCUAAUGUUGGCUCAGUCCAAUCCUCAGCUGUUUGCAUUAAUUGGAACAAAAGCUAAUAUCAAUAAAGAAUUAGAACGCAUUGAACAAUUCUCUAAACUGCAACAGUUAACAGCAGAUGAUUUACUAAGCAGAAAUAAAAGACACUGGAAAGAAUGGCUGGAGAAAUACAGAGGCCGUUUGCAAAAAGAAAUAGAAAGUGUUAGUAAUGCUGAUACCUGGAGUACUGAUCAUGUGAAGGUCAUGAACUCAAACAAUCCAAAAUAUAUCUUGAGAAAUUACAUUGCCCAGAAUGCCAUAGAAGCAGCUGAAAAUGGAGAUUUCUCAGAGGUAAGAAAUGUACUGAAACUUUUGGAGAAUCCUUUCCAAGAAGCAGAAGAUUUCAGGGAGGUAAAGGAAGAUGCAGAAGAGGAGGGAGCAAGUGCUACAGCAGCUGCUUGUGCUCAGGAGACCAGGAGCAGACUACCAUACUGCAGUAAGCCCCCACUGUGGGCUUCAGAGCUCUGUGUUACAUGAUCUUCAUAACUGCCUUGUUUUGUUUUUUGCUGUGAGCGGAAGGUCUGACCCUCCUUCAACAGUGAAGAAUUCAGCAAGGCAAACAGCAAAGUGCUAUUAAGUUGUGGAAACAACCCUGCAUUUGGAUGCAUCUGGAACAGUCUUCAGCUGUGCUUAAUUUGAAGCAAUCAUGGACAAACCAAUGACAAUCAGCAGUUCAUAUACAUCAGUAAUUUAAUUGCUUGGAGGCUGAGUGUCUUUCCUUUAUUCAUAUUGCAUUGCAAGUAGAAAGCAAUCUUUUCUGUUGAGGCAGGCUGAAUUUCAAACAUCCAAAUGGAGUUGUUACGUGAAGACAAAAAUAGCAAGUCAGGAAUCUGAUCUGUUUUUGUCUGAUGUCUUAACUAAUAGUACUUGUAACAUUUAUUUCAUGCUUUCUCUAUGCAGGGACUUGUAGUCCCCUUUAAUGGAGGAAUAGAUUCAGUGUUGCUUGUUUGAAGCUAUGUUUCAUUUAAUUAAGCAGUUCAUUUCUUGUGAACCUUUAGAUUGAUACUUAAUCAUUAUCUGUUUUCAGAGAAUUUGUGCAGACUAGGGUUUGGGGGAGCAAUUGAAUUUUUUAAAAUACAUCAAUAGCAGAAUUAAGGGAGACUGUACAUCUGCACUUGAAAAUCUUGGUGGUAAAGUUAAUUCAGGUUCACUAUGUUUGCAUGCAACAUGUGCAAAUAUUUAUUGAAGUCAUGGGUGCAGUUUGUAAGCCAAUUGACUGGGGCAAGGUCAGUUAGCCAAAUGAAUGUGAACCUUCAGCUGCCCCAGUCCUCAAAUCCAGGCUCAUUGUCUAUUUGUGUACUCUUUAACAGAGUCUCCUGCCAUCAGAAGCAUGGGGGGGGCGGUGUGAGUUACCUGUUUGUUCACAUGGGUCAGAGUCUUCCAUUCCCACUCUGUCCUUGUACCACUUACUUUGCUUCCAUGGUCUUUGAAAAUCUUUACACAGAAAGUUGCUGUUCACCAAGGAAGGUGGUAUGGAGGAGAUGGGAGCUGACUUGCUUGCAGGUUACUUAUUGCUGGUGUUUCAGUUGAGGUUUCAGGGGAAAGUUGGCUGCUAUUAUUGCCACACCAGCAAAAAAAAAUUGUUCUGUAGUUGGUCAUUACUUGACUUCGUGAACUUCUUUCUAAAGGACUCUGUUCCUGGUUUAGAUACCUGCAACCUUGGGAAAAGUUUGUUUUAAUGCAAAGGUUUUUCUUCUUCAAAGAGACCACUGUCUUACACUGUGGGUAUAAAUAUAGUCCAAUAAAAUUCUUCCUCCACCCCUGUAUAAGCUUGGUAUUAGCUCAGGUUGAAUUGUGCUCUUUUAAGUCUUCCUACAAGCUAUGGAAAAACAGAACAGUUGGGCUGCUGCUUAUCCAUCUGUACUAACAAUCUGUCCUCCUUGCUGCCACAGUAAACAGGUGAUGCUUUGAAUGUAAACAGUCCUUCUGUUUUGCCUUUGACCUGGAGAAACUAAUUCCAAAUAAUUGUGACAAACUAGAGUCUCUGACAGACACGGCCCUUCCUGUGACAUUUUGGAGCCCUUAUAUAAAAGGACAAACUUGAAGGUGUAUUUACCUGGUCCAUGGAAAGAGGUACCUUGAAGCAGUGGGCAACAAAUAAUGCCAGCUGCACAGCUGGUUGACUUCUGGAAAUAAUCCAUUUUUUUAUCAGUUUCAGACUUGUCAUCAGGCAUUAUUUUCCCUCUGAACUUGGGGGUCCCAGAACCAAACUGCUUAAUGGAAACAUUAGCAGAAAGUCAGUGCUGGGUAAAAAGGACUGCGCUGGGGAGGGAUGGGGAAGGGAAGUGUGCUGCCAGUUUGAAGACACUUCAAACAAACUCCCGAUGGAUUUGCAGAGCCACUGGGCUUUUAUGCUCUGCCUGGUCCAGAAGGGAGUAAUGGGGGGAAGCUGGACCCCCUGGUCCAUAUAACCCUGUGCUGAUUUUGUUUCUUAAUUUCUAUCUUUGCUUUCUGAAGGCAGAAAGGACCAGUGUUUUGGAGGAGCUCUGCCCAAGCUUUUAUUGUUAACAGAAUGAUCUGAAAAGUAAUGAUUUUAAACCACACCUAAGGAAUCAAGUCUUUUUAACAGCAUUCUGGUAUUAGUUUGGAGCAUUUGAUUGUAACCGCUAUUAAUAAUGGUAUGGAGGAUAAUUAUAUUAUAACUCUGUGUUUGGACAUAGGAGAACUUGAAUUAACUACCAAAUUAUUUUGCAUGUAAAUAUGCAAAGUAUUUUGCACCUAUAAUGCCAAAAUCAUAGAGAGAGAUAUACUUUGAAACAAUUUGCUAGCAAUAUUUUCCUGAAAAAGAGAAAUUGAAUGCAACAGCGAGGAAGGAAAAUGUGAUGUCAUUUCCUGCUAAAUACGUAUUUUGCUUACAUGUAGAUCAAAUGCAUGAGCUUGAGGAGUUUAGGAAUGCAGACCCUUGGGGUGGCUGCUGGGAUGUGCCACUCAGAGUUACAUUUGUGCCAGAUGCAGUGUGUUCACUGGCUCCUGGAAGAACUAGGAGGGUGUUCACAUAGUUUGACUGCACUGACCCUUAACUGCUCAGUUUCUCACUGCAGGCAAUAAUCAGUGCUUUGUGUUUGAAGGGUGAUCAUCAGAAGCCAAGUGGAAUGCUUGUGCUCUUCCAGCACCCUCAUUGCAAAAGGUGGACAGGAGUUUCAGCUCUGAUUGAUAGUGAGUUUCUUCAUUCUCAUUCCUGGAGCAGUGUGGAAGCAGGAAGUUGUUCAGGACAAUUAGACCAAAUUUUGUCCAGGUGACAACUUUACCUGUCUCUUAGCUCAGUUCUUCAGAGAGAAGGGAAUACAGCUUAUGGCAUUUGGGGGUCUAAAUACUUGAAUAAUAAAUUGCUUCUUGAUUUUUACAGCUCGCAUUUGCAAUAGGUAAACCUGAAUGUGAUAUUUUUCAUUCACCAUAUAUUCCACUUGUAUAAAAGCCAUGGAGUUGUGCUCAAAAUGAACUGGUGAUUCUUCACAUCAACAGCUUUCUGUGGGAACACUUGAUUAGACCGAGUCUGUGGUUGUGUAGCCUGAACUACCGUUGCAUAAAAAAAAGUCGUACCCAGAUUGCAAAACUGAAAUAAGAAGCUCUUGGGAAUGGGUCUCUGGAUAGUCUCACAUGGCAGUGGGACUCCACUCAUGACUUAACAAGAUUUCACCAUAACUCUGCUUCAUGAGCUUGUGAAUUUACAACUACUGAAUAGUUUUAUUGCUAGCUCUCACUUUGGAAUGUUUUUUUGGGGGUUUUUUUGGUUAUGGGAUGGGGUUUUGGUUGUUGUUUUGGGGUUGUUUUUUUGUUUGUUUCCAAACAAGUGUUAUGCUUUCAUUAGUUGUUUUAUUAAAAAAAAUUAAAAAUUAAAAGAUGAAAUUUUAA